GGUCAGUUACCUGAGAAACAUAGCUGGUAGCAGGACGAUCGGUGUUGUCGAUUGUUAACCUUAAGAAUUCUCUGUGACGGUGGUCCACAGCAACAAGACACGGAGAAGUAAAGGUGGCGGGAAAAAGUGCAUUGAUGAUGUCCAUCACUUAAAAAGUUUCGAAUUUAACGGCUUUUCCGGCACUCGAUUAUCAAAAUGCGUGAACAAACCAAAUACGAUGCAAUAUUUGCUGUUGAUUCUGUGUAUCAUGCACAUGAUAGUGAUUUCGAAAACCACCGAUGAAGGACGAGUAAAAGGAUUAGUACGAGACUGGGCGCCUCUAGUAUGGCUCGCACCUGGCGAACUCUUUUUACCCCUUGGGGUACCAGAAUUUCUUGACAAUAUGCAAUCCGACGAUGAUUAUCUUCAUACCAAAAUUGACGUAGAAAUAUUGUUGAGGAAUCGAUCGUCGUUUCUAUAUGGCCGAAAACCAGCAGGCACGGUACCGAUUUAUGCUGUGAUCAAGAAUUGUGCUAUUCCAGAUGUUUCUACAGAUGCGAUAAAGAUCAGGAAUGAAAGAAAUUUUCCAAGAAAAAGAGACGAAACAUUGAUAUCAUCGAAAAAUGUGCUGCAGAUCGACGAUUUUGGGUCGACUAUGAUCUUCACCAACGAUCUUGCGCAAAAGAUUUGGAAGACCGAUGUUAAACAGAAUCUAGAGAAACAUGGUGAUUUUGAAAAAAAAAAGAAAAAAGGAAACAGGUCCCAGAAGCUGCACUUUCACGUGACCUAUUGGAUGUUCUAUCCGUUCAGUGAGGGAAAGGCGGUCUGUGUUCUGGAUCUUGGAUUUUUUGGUAGCUGGCCGAUACCCACCGUGGGCGGGAUAUGCCUUGGAAUGUUUAAAGAAUAUGGUAACCACGUGGGCGAUUGGGAACACAUGAGUCUUUAUUUCAAGAAUACAAAUCAUCCAUCAACCAUGUACGUGUCCGCGCAUGAUGCAGGCGCGUUCUAUAGAUAUGAUUUACGAAGCGGUACAUUUGUUUAUGAGAGCCAAGAGACGCGGAAAGGAAUAUUUCAAAAACCUAUAUUUCCUGAAAAGGUUUUCACUGCCGAUGGCUCUCAUCCCAUAUUAUUUAGCGCACGAGGAUCGCAUGGACUUUGGACUGCGCCAGGGAAACACAAAUUCGUCAGAUUACCUCGUCUUUAUGACGAAAGUGGUUUUGGAAUCGCUUGGCCUACAUGGAAAAAAAUGGAAUUGCUUCUGAAAGAAGAGAACACUAUCUUACCCAGCUGGAUGACUUUUAGAGGCAAGUGGGGCAAUCCUAAAAGUAAUUGUCAUCCCUUAGCCAGAUUUGGUUUCAACAUUUGCGAAUUCGUUGAUGGUCCUACUGGUAUUCCUAUGAAACAGUCAAGUUUUCGAUGCUAACGAUAUUUCUUUAAUAAUUUUUUAACAUGUUCGCUGCUAUAAAAAAAUAUAAAUGUGCUGUAUGAAAAUUAUAAAUAUAUGUAUUUGCGUUGGAAAUUGAUAUUAUGCAUGCUAGUUAUUCACAAAAUAAAAUUAAUGACAAUAAUGAAUUUUUAAAAUAAUAAUAUGAUAAUAAUGUAAUACAUAGUAGCGAAUAUGUCGAAAUAUAUUUAUCUCAUCAAAAAAAUUGUAUAGUUUUAAUAAUUAAAAAGAAAUUUAUGAUUAAUAGAAUGCAUAUUACUAUGAAUAUAGAAUGAAGAAGUUAUAGUCUAUUCAAAAUUAAUUGAUUACUGUAGAUUAUUUUCUGUAUUAUCAAAAAUUUUAAUUAUUUUGAGACAUAUAUAUAAGAAUUUUUUUCUAAAUAUUUGGAAUAUCUUGAUCUGGAACAAUAAAUUAAUCUUGAAUAAACGACGACUUCAAUCUGUAAAAUAAAUAAUAAUGAAAUAACAGGGUUUAAUAUGAAAUGAUUGUUAGUAAAACACUUUCAUUGAAUUCGUUCAUUUUAAUAAUUCUAAUAUUAGCUUAGCAAGGAAUUAGAAAACAGCAUCGUUAUUUGUGAAACUUGCUUUUGAUUAGUAAUAUAUUCUUAUCGUUUAAAAUCUUUGCUCGAUGUAAAACGAUAAUAAAAUACAAUUUUAUCAUUAUAACGAAUAGACCGAUGAUAAAUAUUAAAAGAUGUAAUAGAUUUAUAUAUAUAUAUAUAUAUUAAUAUAUAUAUAAAUAUAUAUAUAUAUAAUGUAUAGGCAUUGCGUGAUACGUUUUCGUUUAAGAAGGAACAGUAGGCAAAUGCGGUAUUUAGCUGUAAUUAUACAUAUUUCGAUGUGUAUCCUUUAAAAAAUGGCUGAUUAAAGGAACACUUUAUUUCUUGCGUCGAAAUUGUUAUAAUAAUCUCGAUUCAAGAGAAAAAAGAAGUCUUGCGAUUGUGAUAUAGGCCUGUGCAAUUAGAUCAAUUGCAAUAAAUUCGAAGAGAA
Apis florea (little honeybee) is the source of this 2412-nucleotide messenger RNA. RefSeq lists its product as uncharacterized. The record is from RefSeq and is a predicted model, not a curated record. Lineage: Eukaryota; Metazoa; Arthropoda; Insecta; Hymenoptera; Apidae.